This is a messenger RNA of Aplysia californica (California sea hare), 1855 nucleotides long. Its product is annotated as high-affinity choline transporter 1. The record is from RefSeq and is a predicted model, not a curated record. Gene Ontology annotation, cellular component: plasma membrane. Gene Ontology annotation, biological process: choline transport; transmembrane transport; acetylcholine biosynthetic process. NCBI's taxonomy places the organism in Eukaryota, Metazoa, Mollusca, Gastropoda, Aplysiida, Aplysiidae. The transcript has 10 exons. Gene Ontology annotation, molecular function: choline:sodium symporter activity. Bases 122 to 1855 code for a protein of 577 amino acids.
AAGAUUUCUGGAAACCCCCAAAAUCUGGGUUAACCAGCUUGUCCUUGAAAGCGACCAUAUAACAAAGUAAACUGUCCCACAUUCCACGUUUUUCCAGAAGUGAGCAAACAGGCGUGCCAACAUGGCGGUCCACGUUCCAGGCCUGAUCGCCAUCAUCAUCUUCUACCUCCUCAUCCUGGUCAUCGGAAUCUUUGCCGCCAGGAAAACGGGGUUACUGAAGUCCAACCUCAAGGUGGAUGACGUCAUGCUGGCCAAGAGGUCUAUCGGCAUUUUCGUUGGCUGUUUUUCAAUGACUGCAACGUGGGUGGGCGGUGGCUACAUCAAUGGGACCGCUGAGGCUGUGUACGCUUACGGACUGGUGUGGUGUCAAGCGCCCUUAGGAUACAGCCUCUCGCUUGCCUUCAGCGGUUACUUUUUCGCCGAGAAGAUGCGCACCUCUGGCUUCACAACGAUGCUGGAUCCUUUCCAGUGGAAGUACGGGGACAUCAUGAGCUGUCUCCUCUAUCUGCCGGCACUCAGUGGUGAUGUCUUCUACUCCGCCUCAAUUCUCGCCGCUCUAGGUGCGACGCUGAAGGUUAUUCUGGACAUCAAUCUGGAGACGGCCAUCAUCGUGUCCGCGGCUAUCUCCUUAGCCUACACACUGGUGGGGGGCCUCUACUCUGUGGCUUACACCGACGUGGUGCAGCUCAUGUGCAUGUUCUUUGGUCUGUGGCUGUGUGUGCCCUUCGCCAUGACUCAUGACGCCACAGUCCCCAUCACGACCGACUCGUCAGAGGCUUGGCUGGGGCAGCUGACGGUACCAGAGAUAGGGAGCUACGUGGACAUCGGUCUGUUGUUGAUCUUAGGAGGCAUCCCUGUGCAGGUGUACUGGCAAAGGGCGUUGUCGGCAAAGUCUGUGUUUAUCGCCGAAUGCCUCAGUUUCUUCGGUGCUAUAAGCUGCGUCGCCAUGUCAGUUCCACCUGUUCUCCUGGGUGCUGUCGCUAAAUCCACAAACUGGUCUGCAACAGAAUAUGGCCUCCCAGAAAUCUCCAACGAUGAUCGGUCCCUGACUCUUCCCCUGGUGAUGCGUUACUUGUGUCCACCUGUGGUCACUUUCGUUGGCCUGGGAGCUGUGUCCGCGGCCGUCAUGUCGUCAACGGACUCUUCCAUAUUGUCUUCCAGCUCCAUGUUUGCGCGGAAUGUGUUCGCCGUCGUCUACAAACGCAUUACUAAAGAAGAGCUGUCAGAAGCUGUGCAGGUGUGGGUGAUGCGCGUGGCGCAGGUCGUAGUGGCCUCCCUGGCGUGUGUCAUGGCCAUCACCGUGUCUUCCGUCUACGACCUCUUCAUUCUCUGCUCCGACUUCCUCUACGUGUGUCUGUUCCCACAACUGUUGUGCGUCAUGUACCUCAAGGGAACCAACGCAUACGGCUCCUUCUCGGCCUUCGUGCUGGGCCUCUUCUUCCGGUUCAUGGGAGGGGAGAGCCUCUUCUUCCGGUUCAUGGGAGGGGAGAGCACUCUGGGAAUCCCGGCCGUUAUAAAGUUUCCCUGGUACGAUGAAGUCUACGGCUCACAAAUGUUUCCUUUCCGGACUUUGUCCAUGUUGAUUUCUCUGUUCACGCUCAUUUUGGUAUCCUACCUCACCGAGUUCUUGUUCACGAGCGAGUGCCUUCCCCUGGAUAUGGACUUUUAUGGCUGCUUUCAGCAUCUGAGAGAGCAGCCCGGGGAUAAAAGGAGAGCUCUAAGCUCGACCAACCCCAAGGACUCAGGCAUGGAGCGACACGAUCCGUCGGUUCAAAACAGAGGUCAUCUGAACGACACAAGUUCCAGACAACCCGACAUCGAAAUGUCCCGAUAUCGAAAAACACAAAUACAGUAG